AUGUCAUCCGAAACCGCAGGUAAGCCUAUUGAAUGUGUUGCUGCUGUUGCCUACGAGGCAGGCAAGCCAUUGACCGUUGAGAAGAUCACUGUUGAUGCCCCAAAGGCGCACGAAGUCCGUGUGAAGGUGACACACACCGCAGUGUGCCACACCGACGCUUACACUCUGUCUGGUGUUGAUCCAGAGGGUGCGUUCCCAUGUAUCUUGGGUCACGAGGGUGCCGGUAUUGUUGAGUCUGUUGGUGAAGGUGUCACCAACGUUAAGGUUGGUGAUCACGUGGUUUUGUUGUACACAGCAGAGUGUGGUGAAUGUAAGUUCUGCAAGAGCAACAAGACGAACUUGUGUGGGUCCGUGAGGGCUACCCAGGGUAAGGGUGUUAUGCCAGACGGGACCACACGUUUCCACAAUGCGAAGGGCGAACCUUUGUUGCAUUUCAUGGGGUGUUCCACUUUUUCGCAAUACACCGUUGUUGCCGAUGUUUCUUUAGUUGCUAUUGAUCCAAAGGCUCCGCUAUCAUCUGUGUGUCUAUUGGGCUGUGGUGUGACGACCGGUUACGGUGCAGCUGUCAAGACGGCCAAUGUGCAAAAGGGCGACACCGUUGCUGUGUUUGGUGCCGGUACUGUUGGUUUGUCUGUUGUUCAAGGUGCUAAGGCCAGAGGAGCUUCCAAGAUCAUUGUGGUUGAUGUCAACGACCAAAAGAAGCAAUGGUCGUUCGACUUUGGUGCUACCGACUUUGUCAACCCAACCAAGGACUUGAAGGAGGGCGAGACUAUCGUUUCCAAGUUGAUUGACAUGACCGAUGGUGGUUUGGACUUCACCUUUGACUGUACCGGUAACGUCAAGGUGAUGAGAGAUGCUCUAGAAGCGUGCCACAAGGGCUGGGGUCAAUCCAUCAUCAUUGGUGUCGCUGCUGCUGGCCAAGAAAUCUCCACCAGACCAUUCCAGCUAGUCACUGGUAGAGUGUGGAAGGGUUCUGCAUUCGGUGGUAUCAAGGGUAGAUCGGAAAUGGGCCAAUUGGUGUCCAGCUACCAAAAGGGUGACUUGAAGGUGGACGAUUUCAUCACCCACAAGAGACCAUUCACCGAAAUCAACGCUGCCUUUGAAGACUUGCACCACGGUGACUGUUUGAGAACCGUCUUGGAUUUGGAGAAAUAA
Messenger RNA from Kluyveromyces marxianus DMKU3-1042, 1155 nucleotides. RefSeq names its product bifunctional alcohol dehydrogenase/S-(hydroxymethyl)glutathione dehydrogenase (gene SFA1). The record is from RefSeq and is a predicted model, not a curated record. The transcript has a single exon. Gene Ontology annotation, cellular component: cytosol. Gene Ontology annotation, molecular function: zinc ion binding; S-(hydroxymethyl)glutathione dehydrogenase [NAD(P)+] activity. Gene Ontology annotation, biological process: formaldehyde catabolic process. Bases 1 to 1155 code for a protein of 384 amino acids. Lineage: Eukaryota; Fungi; Ascomycota; Saccharomycetes; Saccharomycetales; Saccharomycetaceae.